GUUACCGCGUGAAUUGUAAGUAUCGUUACAGUUUGGUCGUUAUGUCCUGACAUUUAUGUUGUUUCGGGAUUUGAAGAUUCGUGGCUGAUUUUAAAAUCUUUGAAUUGUCGAUCUAAUAUCAACUAUACAUAAAUCAAAAUUAUGGGCAACUCUUCCAGUGGUCACAAGCGUAGACCGUCACUGGACGACGAUGUUCUCUCGAGCGUUCUUGCUGGUAAAAGAUAUGUAUAUCAAAUGUCACAUGACACUCCUGCCGAAGAUUCCGUGAUUAGCUUUGUUACUGGUAAUUCUGCCGUUCAUGCUAUUGCGGACCAACUCCGUGAUUCCAGACUUUAUGACUCAGGAGGCAAACCAAAUUUAUUCCUUGGAGGACAGGCUCCAGGUCUAGAUAUGUCAGAAGAAAAUCAACCUUUGCAGAGUGUACCAACUGUCUUUAAGUGGGAUGGAGGAGGAAAAGAUGUUUACAUAAGUGGAACAUUCAACGGUUGGAGGUCGAAAAUCCCGAUGGUUAAAAGCUCAAGUAAACACAACUUUUAUACGAUCAUUGAUCUUCCUCUUGGUGAACAUCAGUAUAAAUUUAUUGUUGAUGGUCACUGGAAGCUAGACCAAAACCAGCCUGUUUUUACUAGUCCGACCGGUGUUCAAAAUAACGUGAUUCAAGUCAAAGAGUCUGACUUUGAUGUACUUACUGCUCUAUCUCAUGAUAUGGCCAAUUCUCGUGGUGGUAAUGAAGACCGAUCCUCAACCUCCCAAGCUAUUCCAUUUCAAAUCAAUGAUGGAAAAUCUGAUGUGCCAGGGGCAUCAGAAGCAGAAAUUCCUCAUGUACCAAGUUCUGGGUCUGGUUCACCACCUGGCGAAUACAGCCGCUUUAUUCCUGCCACACCGUUGGAAGCUUUAUCUCCGCAAACUGGAAGUGGAGGAUCAUUACCUUCACCAGCAGUUCAUAAUAAUUCAAGUGAUCCUAAGAAAGCAUUAACACCUCCGUUAUUACCUCCACAAUUACUUCAGGUAAUUCUUAAUCGGGAUACAAAUGUUCAAUGUGAUCCAAAUUUAUUGCCACAACCAGAUCAUGUGAUGGUCAAUCAUAUGUAUGCUUUGUCUAUCAAGGAUGGUGUCAUUGUUCUUUCAGCUAUAACACGUUACCGGCAAAAAUUUGUCUCUACUGUAUUAUACAAACCGAUAUAAAAGAAAAAUAACAUAACGAUAAAAAAGAUAGAGGAGAGUAUCCAACUAUUUUACAAAUCGCUUUACUACUACUACGACCAGUACUACUAAUAUCAUCUUCAUUAUUAUUAUUUGUAAAUUCAAUCUAAUAUCGAAAUAUUGUUGAUAUAAAUCAUUAACUUUCAUUUAUCAUUAUUUUAUUACUAUUAUUAUUAUCAUCAUCACUAUUAUUCAUUUUUGCCAUAGAAAACAAUAAAAUGAAAUUAAAAGUGGAUGAAAGAGAGAUAGUUAACAAGUAAGUGAGACAAUGAUAAGCAACUUAUUGUUCAACAUUUUUGUUAACAUCAUUUAAAGAAUUGAGCUUUUUGUGCACAUUAUACCAAUUUAGUGUUUGUCUUUGUUAAUUCAAUAAUAAUUACCAAUAUAUAUUUGUUUUCAUUUGUUAUUAUUAUUUUCAUAAAUAAUUGUUACUACUAUGGUUAUUCUCUAUUUUUCUUGUCGAUAUUUCAUUAUGAAUCUAUUGAAUUGUUCGAUUAAUUAAUUGAUUAAUGAACUUUUGUUUUAGAGAAUGCUCUAAUUUACUCAUUCUCUCUUUUUCUUUUCAUGUGAAAAUAAAUAAAUCUUGUUAAGUGUUUAUUAAUAUCUAUUAUUGUUACUAUUGUUAUUAUUAUUAUUAUUAUUAUU
Messenger RNA from Schistosoma margrebowiei, 1848 nucleotides. Lineage: Eukaryota; Metazoa; Platyhelminthes; Trematoda; Strigeidida; Schistosomatidae. The record is from the annotation of a GenBank genome assembly.